This is a messenger RNA of Rhododendron vialii, 1398 nucleotides long. RefSeq lists its product as uncharacterized. The record is from RefSeq and is a predicted model, not a curated record. The coding region runs from base 159 to 950 and encodes 263 amino acids. The transcript is spliced from 2 exons. NCBI's taxonomy places the organism in Eukaryota, Viridiplantae, Streptophyta, Magnoliopsida, Ericales, Ericaceae.
AGCUGGGAAACUUUCGUGACACACUGCGUAACCUGUCUACCCCCUAUAGUUAUAGUAUAACCAUGAGUCCAAAGUUUACUCCAAUAAGAAGGUAUACGAACAAGUUCCAUUAGUUGUUUUCAUUCAUUAUUAGUUUUUUUUUUUUCUCAUAAUUAGAAAUGAUUACAAAAAUUGCCACGCAUAGGGUUCUCGUUGUCCUUCUUGUGUUUUUUUUCAUCAUAAUAAUUAGAAAUGAAGGUUGCUGUACCAAUGGAACCAUUGAGGUUCUUAUUCCAGAUCCCCAGUCAUCAUCCAUCCCUUCAGAUUUGCUGAAGACGCCCUCAUCGGUGACUGGUGAUCGCGCCCCUCUCGAUGUCGUCGAUUCCGAAGACGACAAUAAUGAUCGCUGCGACGGCAGCGAUCAUCAGGCUACCACGGCCUGGAUCUGUCGAAACCACUACUUUACCGACCAAUCUCCUCCUCCCGCCGUGACUAGCGGGAUUACCACUGAGAUACGAACGGAGGGGCGGGAGGAGGAGGACGACGACGACAAGGAUUCCUUCACGUUGGGGGAUACACUCGUCGGCCUGACUUUCGAAGCCGCGGUUUUUCUAAUGGUUUCCAGUUUCCAGCCACGCGGUAAUUCGUCCUUGUUAGCUACUUGGUCUCCAUCGUGGUCGAUGUCUCCUCCUCCUCCUCCUUCCUUGUCGUCGUCGUCGGCCUCACUUCCGAUUACUAUGGCUUGGGUAGCCAUUGUAUUCGGUCUCACAGUUAGUUUGAUAGCCCGGAUGAUGUUGCGGAGAGGACACACAACGGCAGCCAACGUCUGUAAGUACGCCUGCAUUCUAUCAGUUGCGGUAGCAUUUUUUUCAAUGACCUCUGUGUUUGUCGCCGAUCGCUUUGCUUGGGUGCUGUGGGUCGCGGGCGGUGUUUUGUUGCUUGUGUUCGCUUAUUCCAUCUCCCGAAGAUGAUGAGGUUUGAUUUCGGGUGUAUCACUCCAUCGGAGGCGAGGAGGUAUUCUGGCAUGGGAGUGAGUCUACAUGCAUGUUGAUGGAUGGUAAAUAUGGUAGCACGUACAAAUUUGGUGGGACUAAUGUCAUAAUUCCUUAGAUGUCGAGGUAUAGCUCACGGGUUGAGCUCGCUCCCUUUAGAGCUUCUCCAUCUACCAGGUCGGGAGAUUAAAUCUCACUAAUCCCUCCCUAGAAUAUGAUAGCCAUAGAAUUCGCCUUGUCUACAAGGAAAAUAUAAUAAUCCCUUGACUAAGGAACUACUAGCAAAGUUUUGUAGAGUUACAACUGCUGUUUUUCUUUUGGUGUUAAAGCAUAGUGGUGUUUUCGAGUCUACGUUGGAAUUGUUGUUGUGUAUGAAUUUUGAAGUGUAUGGACCUUCAGCAUGCAAAUAUUAACAUAAAUUAUCUCC